Messenger RNA from Fulmarus glacialis (Northern fulmar), 624 nucleotides. Its product is annotated as olfactory receptor 10A5-like. The annotation marks the transcript as partial. NCBI's taxonomy places the organism in Eukaryota, Metazoa, Chordata, Aves, Procellariiformes, Procellariidae. The record is from RefSeq and is a predicted model, not a curated record. The transcript has a single exon. Gene Ontology annotation, cellular component: membrane. Gene Ontology annotation, biological process: G protein-coupled receptor signaling pathway. Gene Ontology annotation, molecular function: olfactory receptor activity.
UGUUUCCUCUUGGGUGCCAUGGCAUAGGACCGAUACGUGGCUAUAUGCCAUCCCUUGCACUACACCGUAACAAUGAACAGGAGAGUGUGUCUUCAUAUGGUCAUAGCAUGCUGGAUUGCUGGUAUUCCGCUUUCUGUAGGACUCACUGGUUGGCUAUUUAGCUACCCCUUUUGUGGCUCAGAGGAGAUUGAACAUUUCUUUUGCGAUUUCGCUUCCAUUCUUGAUCUGAUCUGUUCAGACACAUACUUAUUCAAGCUUUUUGUGUUCAUUGCUACUCCUGUAAUUGUUUUGAUCCCACUUAUCUUGAUAGCAGCCUCUUACAUCCAGAUAAUCUUUAUGAUCCUCCGAAUGCCAUCUGCCGAAGGAAGACAUAAAGCUUUUUUCACCUGCAUUGCUCAUCUGGCGGUGGUGACAAUGUUCUACUGCACAACUGGCUUGAUACAUUUAAAGCCAAAGUCCAGACUCUUGGCAAACAGCAGGAAACCUGUGGCUCUUUCUUACACAGUAGCAACUCCUAUGCUGACCCCAACCAUCUACAGCUUACAAAACAAAGUAGUAAAGCAUGCUCUAAGGAGGACAUUUGGGAGAGGACAAUUCUUCAGCAAAGUGCCUCUGCCUAGGUAG